GACCUUGUAUUAUUGUAUUGCUGUUAAGAGAGUUGGCAGCGGCAUACUACUGGUGCCAUUUUGAAUAAACACCAAACAUUUUAGUUCCCAGGAAAGAGAGGGAUAGUAUGGCACACUACUAGUUACAUCUAAAAUACACAGCAGGAUUUGUACUACCCAGCUGUUUUACAGGGCAAGACCUCAACCCACGACGCCAUUGUGGUAGCGGCUACCGCAAAACUCAGGCAAGGAAAAUGGCGACCGACAACGUGGCCGCUGUGGUGAAAGAUUGCAUGGAUACAUUAAAGAAAAAUGAAGGAGCCGGCAAAUUGAAAAUAUUGUUAGGUAUGUGUAACCGUGACCAGUUUAUACAAUGGAAGGACGCAAAACAGAUGGAUGUUUUACAUCAUUCCAUUCUCUGCAACAAUCCGGAAGUGGUAGAAUAUUUCUUGACGCAUGGGUAUUUUGUGCGACCUUUUGAACCGGAAGUGAAUCCUUAUCUUCAUCUGGCUGCACACUUAGGAUUCAGAACAGUUAUCAACCUUCUCCUAACUCACCGACCAGGCGACAAUAGGCCAUCUAAGAAACUGACGUAUCCAGAUGAUUCGACCACAGCUAGACAAGUUUCUGAGGUCACUCCACUAGAUGUCGCUGCCGCCGCUGGCCACGUACAAUGUAUUCAUCUAAUUUUAAAUCAGUGUGUUAUCAAGGAACAUCCUCAACACGCCAAGAGUGGUUAUCUGUCCCUCGCUACACUAGCUGGUUCUUUAAAGGCUGUGAACUUCCUAUUGUCACAAAAGUACGACAAAUCAGACAUUAUUAAAGCUGUCGAAUUGGCUAUAUGUGGCGCUUGGGCAGACAUUUUGGAUUCUCUGCUUGGUACGGGUGUAAAUACCAAAGAUAUCAUGAAGGGCACGAAUUUGUACCAUGGUUUAUAUACCAACAGUUCUUUGAAAGCAUUUGGUCGCGAAGGCUACAGACGUCUACCGGAUGUGACGUCGGUUCUCAUUAAAUAUCGUCAUGAUGUAAACGUAAAAUCUCCAUGCAACACCUAUCCACUAUAUACGUUGCUACGCAAUUCCUUGUGUGCCCAUGAUUAUAUCAACACGCAGUAUUAUCUGGCCUGUCUCAAGCUUCUUCUCAAAGCAAACGCGAACCCAAAUUUUGAUGAAGUACGACAUGAACACAGCAUGCAAAAGAAAGGCAACAAGUCUAUUGUAGGUAGACCGGCAUUUUCCAGCGCUCUUCACUGCCUUUUGGAUACAGUAGAAAUAUACGCUUCCUAUUUUGACUCCAAAGCUUUAGCUGUGAAGUUCAUCACGCAAUGUUCUGACGUACUCUUCCGCUUUGAUGCUGAUAUUCACCAAGUCGGUCGUCUUGGUGACCAGAAGAGCACAUUGAGUGGAUCAGUUCUUCAUCAAUACGCAAAAUCCAGUGUCAAACUAGGAGUAGACGCUGAUGUACUGAAGGUCUUUCUCCGUCAAGGCGCGAAUCCAAAUAUCAAGGCCAAGGGCAAAUAUUGCAUCAACGUCUUCAUCGACAGUCUUUUUGUCAGCAUGUUGGCUGUCCCGUCACACAAGCCCCAGCCUGACAGGACAGUGGACAUCGACAACAUGCUUGACCUAUCUCGGCACAUGUCCUCUAAAGCCGUAUAUGAAACUCACGAGAUUUUCCUUAAAGAACAUGGCAGAAACAACGCAGAUAGACUGAAGUGUCCAAUAGCCAGGAUCAAGUCAAAACUACAGGAGUAUUCCAAGUUUGUAGCACCAUUACAACGGAUCUGUGUGAAUUAUAUAUGGCAGCGUUGUGGCAGAAAUGCAAACAAUAUACAUAGUCUACCAAUCAAAAUCAAAUACAAAACUGACAUUUUACCUAUUGUUUAACGUAUCAUGGGAACACUCGAGAAUGUUUAAUCAAUGGUAUGGGCUCACAUGUAGGUGUAGCAAUAACGCUAUGUUAGUACAAAAUUAUGACUCUGUCUCACACACAUAAUUCACAAUCUUAACCUAUAAAGUAAUAAAAUACUACCAGAUACCGUAAUGUAUUACCUCAAUAGUAUGGUACCAACGAUACACUAAUGUGUGAAUAACUUACUUACUUAAACAAUACAAAUUAUUAGUUACAGUACAUACAACUGUUUCGUCUUUCUAGGAUUCAUCUGUGAUUAUAAAUGUCCAAUACUGUAAAUGGUAAAUGUACAUAUUUUGGCUGUAAUCUUAUUUUAGCAAUUUUCGCGCUUGAAUCAUUGAGCUAAUUAGGACUGCGCAAGUAUCACUUUCUAAAUACUGUUUGUUCAGAAAAUGUGGGGAGGGGGUCCCAGUCAUCAAUGCGCUAAUAUAUUAAAAUUUGGAAACGCGCUAAAAUUUGUGUGCGCCAAGUACAUUUACAAUAUUUGGAAGUCAAGUUUUGAACAAUGAUAGAAGGAAGAAUAUAGAUAUAGCAAAUGUGAAAAUGUAAAAGAGAAGUGGAAGAGGACUAAUACCACAAUCUAAAGUUAUAGUUUCUUUUACUUUUAUGUAAAUCCUGAUGCUGUGUCACUACUGUGAAACGUGACGUUAUACAUAUAAGCUGCAGCAACGUUCAAAGACAAAACAAGCCGCCAGCAAGUAACCUGAACAGAUUUAUAGAUACACAAGAGAAUAGCUACUGUUUAUAUUGAUCUAGUUAGGUUGUGUUUGUCUUCUCGUACGGUGUAACUUGUUACAAACAUUAUGAUUAAUGGAAAACAGAAAAAAAAUCUACAAAUGUUGCUAGACUUGAUUGUGACAUUGUGUUAUUAUCCCACAGCGUCGAUACUGACGUCGUAAUGUCACACACAAUGUCACAUCCGGCUAAACUUGUAUUUAAUAACUUUAACACUUAUGAUUGAAAUGGAAAUUCGGCAACAAGAUAUGGCUGUAAAAACUUAAUCCGUUAAGAUAUUACAUUAAUGUUUAAAGUAUAAAUUGACAAUCUGUAUACUAGUCAGCUGUUGUGAUUUACUCUGAGCGUUUGUUGGAUCACGUGUACCUGUCUUUGAAACAAAUCGUCAUGUCAGUUUCAAGUAAAUUUUUGACCAAUGAGAAUAUUCUAUUUUUACGGGGUGACCGCUAAUCAUGUCAAUUUUAAACCCGAAUGUUUUAAAAGAGGGUGAAAAAAUGUGUUGGUGUACAUGUGUUUGAAAUAAUCAACAAAUAUCUUAACUUAAAAUGAAUAAAACAAGAUUCCUAACAAGUCAAUUUUAAAAUAAAAGUUGAAAAUGUC
This is a messenger RNA of Pecten maximus, 3222 nucleotides long. RefSeq lists its product as uncharacterized. Lineage: Eukaryota; Metazoa; Mollusca; Bivalvia; Pectinida; Pectinidae. The transcript is spliced from 3 exons. The coding region runs from base 234 to 1862 and encodes 542 amino acids. The record is from RefSeq and is a predicted model, not a curated record. Gene Ontology annotation, molecular function: protein binding.